CCAACAUCAUCACCGUCACCAUCGACAUCAGUCAAUACAUGCCCUCACUGCUUCCAGUUGACUCUCAUUACUUUGUGUAACCAUUUUCAUCUCAAAACGUGCUCUGUUGUUGUUUGCUUUGUACACCUGCCGCCCUGCCGCCCCAGGACGAUGACUGUCUGGACCAAGCGGAUGGUCAGAGACUGCCGUACCUGCUUCUCGUUCAUGGAGAAAGGAAUCGCAGAGUUGGAAACGCCAGGUAAUUCUCUCCAGAAACAAGAGUUGAGAGCAGUAGCCAUCAAGUUUGUUCGAGAUGGCACCCUCAUCGGCAUCUGCGCAGUGUGGGGGAAACAUGAAGGAGUCCCGGUGCCAGUCUGGGACCAGAACUUCACUUACCUCUCCUUACCGGUAACGACUGGGCACAACUACCUUGGUUAUGUCACUUGGCGAUAGUUGGUGCUUCUUCCUGCCCUCAACUGCAUCCUUGACUCAGCCGGAAGGAGCUGGGGAAGGCCGAGGGCAUGGCCCUGAUCAGUGCCAUCAACUUGAGUUGAAAGGAACCCAGAGAUCCUCUCCUUCAACCCAACCCAACACUCGCUUGACAAGACACCACCAUUUACCCCAGUAUCCGUAUCCGAGAAGCAAGCAUACUUUCGCCAUGGACAACUUGAACUCCUUCGAUGAUCUCGACUAUGAAAACACUCACAACAUCAAGUUCGAUUCCGCCGUCCCGCCCCCUUAUGAUCGGACUCUGAAUAUCUGUUGGUCCCGCCUCCCCCGCGGCUCCAAGAAGGGAGAUGGUGACAUUGUUGCGGCCUUGCCCAAAGACACCCGCACCACGACUCAACUACCUCUACCUCUAAGGCCUAGUUCUGCUUGCCAUCAGGAUCCCUCCGAGUCUUUACGAAAAGCCGGCCACUGGGGCUACUUUAGUCUGCCCUCCAAUGUUUCCCUUAAGAUCUGCCGCUACAUCGUCCAACAACACUCCACUGAUAAGCCAAUUCGCCUCAGCAGGUGGUCUGUCUACACUGGCCUAUAUCCCGUCAACAAGGACACAAUGCUCGUUCAGGGCUCCGAACAGGAAACCUGGGAAAGCGAGUUCUUCGAGACCCAUAACCAAGCAUUGCAUGCUCUUAGUCCUUACCUCCAAGCCAAUCGUCGCUUUAGGGCCGACCUCGUAGCUGCCUUUCUCCUCAAUCGUCGAUACCAUCUUGUCAUUUCUCCCUUUGGGCCUACCACAAACAUUCCAUGGCUUGCCAAGUUUGGCCGAUAUUUAAAGUACAUCACCAUGGAAUUUGACUGUACCAGGUUCUAUGGUGGCAAGCCCAGAACAAGAGAAAAAAUCGAAGCUGCUACACACUCUGGCGUGUUCAACGAGCAACAACUGAAAACCGCACUGGCGCCUGGAAAAGAUGCCCUAGAAUCCGUUAAGCACUACAAAUGUGCAUUAACUGACGUGUUGAAGUUGCUUACAUGCGGUCGGCAAUCCCCUGUCAACCGUUUGACCAUCAUGGUCAGAAAGUAUUGGGGAUCGCGGGAGAGCAUGCCGCAAGGGUACCCCUACUUUGAUCCGACAUGGCUCAACUUCCUCCUGCUUAUUCCCAGCGUGCUGCAGUCCAAUGUCCUAAACCUGGAGACAAUCGGCGUGCCCCCGAGGCUUUUAGGCUUGAUGAUCACCAAAUUCUGGGGAGAGGGAAAACCCCCAACCGAGGAUGCUCAGAGGCCACAUUUUACAUGGAGUCCCUCUCCGUCCACCCUCUGGCCCGAGAUGCCGGGGCAGUCCGCAGCCAUUUCUAUAUGCGGCUCCGUCGACCUGACCGCCGAUUACCUACUCAGGCUUGAUAGCCCGGGCCAAGUUGAGAUUUACACCUUUCCAAGCCGGGAAGCACAAAAACAGCAGCAGUCUGCCAAGAAGAGACGGAAGUCAAGACGCAAGAAAACCAAAAAGUCCUCCACUCUUCCCAAACCAGAACCAGAACCCGUGGCAGGACACGAGGAACAACAAUCGGGAGAACAGGCGCACUUCCAAUCGCCUUCUCGGAUCUCGGGCAGCUCAACCGUAGCUGUGGAAGCGGGUUCAUCACAUCAAAUGGAAUCCAGAGCAGCAAAAGCCUUGGGUACGUUUGGCUCAUUGGGUAUGGCAAGGUUCUGGAACGAGCGAAAGAAGACAGAGCUGGAUGAGGUAUCGAUGUCCUCGCCCGAAAAGAAAGCUCUCCACAUGCGGCGAGCACAGGAAAAGUUUGCGGAGCUCUCGAAGUUGCUGGAGGAGGCAUCUCCACAGGCACCUCCGGAUUCCUCUGAACGUUUAACCGUUGUUGACGGUACAGCUGCCCUAAGGACAGGAACUGGGCUAGAGGUACCCCGGGCCACUCUAGCUGGUGGUUUUGAUCCCCUUUUGCCACCUUUCUCUCAACCUGCGACACGGCAGCAGCCGCCCUCCCAACUACCAGUCACUCCUGCAUCACCUGAUACUUCUGCUGUGCCUAUCCCAAUGCCUGAUGGAAAGUGGACGAGGCUUACGGAUGAGGACAGCCGGCCCAGCGGUGCCGGUUCUACUGCUCAAAGCGGGAAUGGCGCUGGAGACCUGACGGACUCUAGGGACUGUGCCGAUACAAGGUCAGGGGAUAAAGAUGUCUUGGGUAUCGAGGAGGAGUGCACCCUGGUUAAGAACAAGAAGAAGAACAAGAGGAAGAAGAGGAAGAAUGGGAAACACGCCCAUUCACACGCUCAGCACGAGACAUCACAUGCCGACAAGGUCGAAGCGUCGUUGAAAAGUCUCAAGGAUGAAUGGUCCGCCACAUUGGGGGAAUCCUCAAAGAUGAAGCAAGAUAAGAAGAAAGAGGAAAGCGCUGCUGGUCCAGAACCAGGCUGUUCGAGCAAAAAGGCUGAGAACAAGAAGGCCGGCGAGAAUGAGAGUGGGAAGUCUAGGGGUACUCCUACCUCUACCUCUAGCUCAAAGGAGGCUAAGAGCAAGGCUGGACUACCACAAUCAUCACAAACGGCACAGCCUUCUCUUCCACCACCUUCAGAUCUACACAUUUCUGGUUCAUGUUUGGGCGACUUGGGGAAUAUGAAGAGUGGGGAGAGACCCGGAUCACAAUCACCUCCCGAGCUACAGUUACCUCCAUCUUCAGAAGCUUCGAUACCUUUGCCAACACUAUGGCUGUCAAUGGAGGUGCCAAGGGUGCGGCUGUUUAAGGUGCGGUUGCCGAUGGUGCCAAAGGAAGAAAUACCGAACGCAUUCGAUGAAGAUGUAAAGGCUGAAGAGGAAGCUAAAGAGAAUAAAUCCAGCUUUCCCAGCCAAGACACUCAGGUUGGAGGUAUCGCCAGUUCAAAAGCAAGAAACUCCAAGGAAAAAGAUAAAGGACGGUGGACUGGAAGCCCAAAGCCGGUCGGUGAGAACAAGAAGGUCGAGAGAAAGUCCACAUCACGACCGCAACCACAACCACCUUUGCUCCGGUCCGAAACGCAGAUUGUCCAGGUGCCAGAACCGAUCAAUCAGUGUCAGAGGCCAAAUUAUCCACGUGUGAGCACAAAAGGGUUCAAACAACGACCGCGAGGACAGCCACAACGCCAACAACCGCAUUUCCACCCGAAAGGACUUUCAACAUCAGCUUCAAACCCGCCGCCUUCUCAGCAACCUUGCUUGAAUGGGCCGGAAGCACCAGCGUUAUAUCACCGCUAUCAAAAGCAUAGAAUGGACACGCUUGAUAUGCUACGCACGAUGGCUCAAGUCCAACCAAUGUCUCAGGCACCAUCGAUAUCCCAGGGCCAAGUGCCUGUGAUGCAUCCUUUGUAUCCGGCAUCUCAGAUGCCAAUAAUGACUCAGGUGCCGCCAGUACCCCGGAUACCGCCAUCAUCCCUUUACCCCCAGGCGCCCAUGACAUACCAGGUUCCACCCAUGUCCCAGGUUCAGUUGCAACCCAUGCCCCAGAUGCAACCGUUCAUUCACAACCCCUACUAUUCUCAGGUACCAGCAACAACAAUGUCUGAGGUACCACCGAUUUUGCCGGCGCUUUCUUCGCAACAAAUGUAUCCCUUCCAGCAACAAACAUAUCAGCCAGCUCACUUCCCAUACCCAGGGGACGAGCAAUGUAAUGCGCAAAGGUGCUAUCAAGAGACGCCAGAGCACUUUCACUUUCCAAACGUGCAUCAGUUGCCACCACCACCACCACCACCACCACCAUCACCACAUCCAAUGAACCCCGAGCUAUCCGGAAUGGCAAGAAUGCCUCGAUAUGAGGACCGAAAUAUGUAUUCCAGGGAAAUUCUACCAAGUCAACAUUUGACGCACAUGGCGAACGCUUCGCUUCCAGAUACCAUGAACGUACCCGGUAUGUAUCCGGUGGUAAGUGCGAGUGGAAGUGCAAUCGGAAGUCGAAAUGGAAAUGGACGUGCAAGUGGAAGUACUUCUAUACCUCACGGAAACGGUAUCAGUAACGGCCUCAUACAAUACCGAGUCCCCAUACCGGCACAAGCACCAAACUCAAACGCCGAACGACCACACCGGCAACGGUCCACUACGGCUGGCGAUUGUUCACGUUCCGAAACGAGGGUAUGUGAUGAUGAUGAUGAUGAUGACGGCCAAGGAAAGGGAGAUCCGACGUCUUUCGGAAAGGGAGGUACUAGUGUCUCUGCUCCUGCCUCUGGGCGUCUGAACAGUUGGCAUGGUCCGAAUGAGAAGAAGGCGAAGGGAAAGGGAAACGGAAAGCAGGUUGAGAACAAGCCCGAGUUCCAGUAGGACGACGACUUGGGGAGACGGAAGAUGAAGGAUGGCAUUUUGUCGUCUGGGGAUACUUGGACCUUUGAAUCACAGUACCACCAAGUACAAAAGGCUUUGAAAGAUGCGUCGCGGCCUUUACAAGUGCUGGAAGACAUAUCUUCAGAGUCUACACUCCGACAGCAGACAUCGACGCAGCCAGAGAUGCAGGCACAAACACCGACGCAGCCAGAGACGGAGUUAGCAAUACACAUGU
Messenger RNA from Neurospora hispaniola, 4955 nucleotides. RefSeq lists its product as uncharacterized. The transcript is spliced from 3 exons. Bases 416 to 4720 code for a protein of 1434 amino acids. Lineage: Eukaryota; Fungi; Ascomycota; Sordariomycetes; Sordariales; Sordariaceae. The record is from RefSeq and is a predicted model, not a curated record.